UCAGCCUUAGUCCCUCACUUGCUCCUCUCCUGGUCCCUGAAACUCGGCUUCCAGGCGAGCCGGGGCCACCCUACGAAGGUGCCCCCUUCAUACUGGACCCCUACAGGGAGCCAUGUGUGCUCAGCGGGGGCACCGGCCCAGCUGAUGCCCCAGAGUGGCCACCCAUCUCAAGAGGGGCUCUGGGCCCCACCUUGCCCCCUCAUGGCGCAUGAGCCAGAGCCCAAGGCCAGCGAGCUGUUGGACCUCAGCUUCCUGACGGAGGAGGAGCAGGAGGCCAUCGCUGAAGUCCUGAAGCGAGAUGCCCACCUGCGCCAGCUGGAGGAGGGGCGGGUCAGGAAGCUCCGGGCCUCAUUGGCAGACCCUGGGCAGCUGAAAGUCAUGACGGGGGACUGGUUCCAGGAAGCACGCGCCCAACGGCACCACCAUGCCCACCUUGGCUCUGACCUUGUCCGAGCCUCUAUCCGCAGGAAGAAGAGCUCCAGGGAAGAGAGGAAAUCCUUACAGCAGGGAGACCAGGCUCUGGAGAGCAAUACGGAGGCUGAGGCUGCUGGACAAGAGACUGAAGAGGAGUUGGAGCCCAGGAUCCUCAUAGACAAGUCGUCCCAGGAGAGACUCAGUGAGGCUGAGGGACCUGAUCUCCCCUCACCAUAUGUCUCCCCAAAGGCUUUAGAUCAUGAGGAGGAGGAGCCCGAGGCCCCAGAAGCCCCCAGCCCAGCCCCCAGCCCAGGGGGUGCACCGGCCUACGAGGAGGAGGCGGACCCAGAGCCGGAGCCACCCUCCCGCGGCGAGGAGGAGCCGCAGCCCCGCCCAGCCCAGACUGAGGAGGUGUCCGAGAUCCUGGAGAACGGAGAGGAGGCCCCGGAGCCGGGCCCCUCACUCGACCGCAUGCUCAGCAGCAGCUCCUCUGUGUCCAGCCUCAACUCCUCCACGCUGAGCGGCAGCCUGAUGAGCCUGUCGGGGGAGGUGGAGGCGAGUGCAGUGCAGGUGAGCGGGUCUGUGCACUUCGCGCUGCGCUACGAGCCGGCCGCCGCGGAGCUGCGCGUACACGUGAUCCAGUGCCAGAACCUUGCCGCCGCGCGGCGCCGCCGCUCGGACCCCUACGUGAAAAGCUACCUCCUCCCGGACAAGCAGAGCAAGCGCAAGACGUCUGUGAAGAAACGGAAUCUGAACCCAGUCUUUAACGAGACUCUCCGGUACUCCGUCCGGCAGGCCGAGCUCCCGGGCCGCAGGCUGAACCUCUCUGUGUGGCACCGCGAAAGCCUGGGUCGCAACAUCUUUCUGGGCGAAGUUGACGUGCCCCUGCAAACGUGGGACUGGGACUCUGAGGCCAUCUGGCUCCCCCUGCAGCCCCGGGUCCUGCCCUCUCCUGACGACCUUCCCAGCCGUGGGUGGCUCUCUCUGUCCCUCAAGUACGUCCCUGCAGGCUCUGAGGGUGCAGGACUGCCCCCGAGCGGGGAGCUGCACUUCUGGGUGAAGGAAGCUCAGAACCUCGUGCCUCUUCGUUCAGGAUCCUUGGAUACUUACAUACAAUGCUCAGUGCUGCCUGACGACAGCCGGGCCAGCCGCCAACGGACAAGGGUGGUGCGAAGGAGCCUCAGCCCCGUGUUCAACCACACCAUGGUUUAUGAUGGCUUCGGGCCUGCUGACCUGCGCCAGGCCUGUGCUGAGCUCUCCCUCUGGGACCACGGGACCCUGGCCAGCCGACAGCUGGGGGGCACACGCCUCAGCCUGGGCACUGGUAGCAGCUAUGGGCUCCAGGUGCCCUGGAUGGAUUCCACACCUGAGGAGAAGCAGCUGUGGCAGACACUCCUGGAGCGACCAUGCGAGUGGGUGGAUGGCCUUCUGCCCCUCAGAACCAACCUGAUGCCCAGGACAUAGCUGCCUGGCAAGACUUACCAAACCCCUGUCUGGACCCCAUCUCAGGGCCUGCCCUU
This is a messenger RNA of Pteronotus mesoamericanus, 1934 nucleotides long. It is a transcript of the gene SYTL1, whose product is annotated as synaptotagmin like 1. Lineage: Eukaryota; Metazoa; Chordata; Mammalia; Chiroptera; Mormoopidae. Gene Ontology annotation, biological process: intracellular protein transport; exocytosis. The coding region runs from base 145 to 1878 and encodes 577 amino acids. Gene Ontology annotation, cellular component: plasma membrane; exocytic vesicle. The record is from RefSeq and is a predicted model, not a curated record. The transcript has 15 exons. Gene Ontology annotation, molecular function: neurexin family protein binding; small GTPase binding.